CGCCGCGCCUCCGGCGGCCGCGGUGGCGCUGCCGAGCAGAGCCGGGCGCUGGGCGCCGAGCGCCGGCCGCCCGCCCGCACCCCCUCCCCGGCCGGCUGGCUGCGCGCACCGCGAACAUGGCGGCGGCGGUGGGGCGGGACACCCUACCUGAGCACUGGUCCUACGGCGUCUGCAAGGACGGGCGAGUCUUCUUCAUCGACGACCUGACCCGCACCACCACUUGGCUGCAUCCUCGCACCGGGGAGCCCGUCAACUCCGGGCACAUGAUCCGCUCAGACCUGCCCCGCGGAUGGGAGGAGGGGUUCUCGGAGGAGGGCGCCAGCUACUUCAUCGACCAUAAUCAGCAGACCACAUCAUUUAGACAUCCUGUGACAGGACAGGUUUCUCCAGAAAAUAUUGAAUUUAUUUUGCGAGAAGAACAGAAUACAUCUAUGUCCAAGCAACAAAUAAACCAAAGACCUUCAAGCAUGGUCAGUGAAACGUCCACUGCGGUAACUACAUCUGCUGUUGAUACAAAACCUGUCUCUAAGGUUGUGAAGGCUGGAAACAAAGUUCAUAGCUUUGGAAAGAGGGAACAAGCUAUCAGAAGGAAUCCCAACGUUCCUGUUAUAGUAAGAGGUUGGCUGCACAAGCAGGAUAGCUCUGGAAUGCGAUUAUGGAAAAGAAGAUGGUUUGUGCUUGCUGAUUAUUGCUUGUUUUACUACAAAGACAGCAGAGAAGAAUCUGUUUUGGGUAGCAUUCCAUUGCCUAGUUACGUAAUAUCUCCAGUUGGACCUGAAGAUCGCAUAAAUCGCAAAUUUUCUUUUAAGGCUGUUCAUACAGGUAUGCGGGCAUAUAUUUAUAAUAAGAAUUCUGUUAUUGGCUCUCAGGCAGAGCAUUCAGGGAUGCGGACGUACUACUUCAGUGCAGAUACCCAAGAGGACAUGAAUGGCUGGAUCCGGGCUAUGAACCAAGCUGCUCUUAUGCAAACGCGCUCUUCACUGAAGAGGGAAACUGAAAAAGUGGAUCAGCAAGCUGUUCCUCAGGUCAAUCAUGUGGAUGCCUGUAAAGAGUGUGUGAAGGCAGAGGUUACGGAUGCAAAAGAAAGUUAUCAAAAAUCAGCUGAGAUGCUUGGAUAUGAUAAGCGUGAAGAGAUAAGAAAAGAAAAAGAGGAAGAGCAGCGUCAUAUUCACAGAAAAGAAACUCUGGAAACUAAGAAGGGAAAGGCUAAGCACGCGUUAACAGAAGCUGAUUCAUUAUUUCCAGGCUUAACAAAUGCACCAAGGUCCCAAGUAGCUCAGCCUCAGCCAGCUGAGAAGAAUGGAACGCUUCCUAGUUCAUUAAGUAUGAGUGCUGGCCUAGUGGAGCAGAAUGGUACCAGCUCCUAUAAAAGAGGGUUUGUUCCCAGAACAAAUCCAGAUAAACAGAUGCAGAGAAAAAGUAACAUGGCUCAAGUGGAGCACUGGGUAAAAGUCCAAAAAGGAGAUACACGAAGUCUCACUUCUGAUCAGACUCUCACACGUCAGGGUCCCAAUCUACCUUUUCCUGAGAACUAUCACACUUUGCCAAAGAAUACCAGGCAGCCUUCAGGGAGCUCCCCACCACCACCCAACCGCAAUUUGCCGAGCGACUACAAAUACGCGCAAGAUCGUGUCAGCCACUUGAAGAUGUCCCAGGAGGAGAGGAAAGCAAAUAAGGAUGGAACUGUUUGGCAGCUAUAUGAGUGGCAGCAGAGACAGCAAUUCAAACAUGGCAGCCCCACUGCCCCACUUUAUGUAGGUUCUUCAGAUGUUAUUGAUCGUGGUAAGUCAAAAAGUUCAUUAGAUGUUCCACGAUCAAUAUCUGUUCCGCCCUCUCCGUCUGAUAUUCCUCCACCUGGACCUCCAAAAAGCUUUCUCCCAAGGAGACCGCAUACUCCUGCAGAAAGGCUUACAGUUAAACCGCCUGAUGAGAGACAGACUGUAGAUGUUCCUUUUGCUGGAUCACCCAGGAAGAUACGAAAUCAUGCUGUAAAGAGCUCAACUCACAUUGAUCGACGCUCUAUGCCUGCUAUGGGUUACAUGACACAUACCGUGAGUGCACCCAGUUUGCAUGGCAAAUCGCCUGAAGAGCUAACAUUGCUUCUCAUUCGAUUAAGGAGACAUCAGGCUAAGUUGGCUAGUAUACGAAAUUACACAAUCGCACAAUUACUGCAGCACUUGCCAACUAAUUCCACCUAUCAGGCGGAUGACACUUAUAUUCAGUUGAAAAAGGAUUUGGAGUAUUUGGAUCUAAAGAUAGAAAAUAAUGGACCUCUGAUCAACAUGAUAUACAAAGUGCUGAAGAACUCAGCACAAGGGUUACUAUCCAGUAUACAUGUGACAGGGCGUGACACGUUAAAAGAACGAAGUACAAAACCUGUCAAGAUUGCAGAAAGUGAUAUUGAUGUCAAGCUAAGCAUUUUCUGUGAGCAGGAUAGAAUUCUACAGGACUUGGAGGACAAAAUAAGAGCCCUUAAGGAAAAUAAAGAUCAGCUGGAGUCUGUUUUGGAGGUUUUACACAGGCAGAUGGAACAGUACAAAGACCAACCACAACACGCGGAAAAAAUUUCUUACCAGCAGAGACUUUUGCAAGAGGAUCUCAUACAUAUUCGGGCUGAAAUAUCCAAAGUUUCAACGGAAAUGGAAAAUGCUUGGAAUGAAUAUCUGAAAUUAGAAAAGGAUGUGAACCAGCUGAAAAAAGCCUUACAGGAACAGAUGAAUAGUUCAUUGGUAUCUCAGGAGAAAACACAAAUACAAAAAGACUUGUGGAGGAUUGAAGAUGUUACAGCUGGAUUGAGUGCAAAUAAAGCCAACUACAAAACCAUAGUAGACUCUAUCAAGAAUCCAGAGAGAAAAAUAGUGCCUUCAUUUUCUCAGUCUUCAGUGCCUUCCUUACCAGCUUCCCUCACAACUACGGAGAGCAAGCUUUCAGUUCCGCAAAGCCCUCCACCCAGCCCGGUUAAAUCCUCGCUGGAGGUUCGGCUGUAUCCACAGCCUUAUUUCCAGGCCAGAGCACAGCACCAAGCACAGCAGCUGAAGAAAAUUGAGCCACCUCUUCAGUCACCAAUUAAGCUAAACCCAAAGGUUGAAGAUGAAGCACCGCCCAGACCUCCUCUCCCUCACUUGUACAGUCCUGAUGAUCAGCCACCAGCUGUCCCACCUCUCCCAAGAGAAGCCACUGUCAUCAGACACACAUCAGUGCGUGGCCUGAAGCGUCAGUCAGAUGAAAGAAAAAGAGAUCGAGAACUUGGACAGUAUGUAAAUGGAGAUUAUAGGGUGGAACUGCGUUCAUACAUGAGUGAACCAGAACUAGCAACAAUAGGCGGUGACCUCAGCCAGCCUUCCAACGGUUUAAUAAGCUCUGACAGUGGAUACCAGACAUUACCUACCCGUGGUUUAUCUGGAUCAACUUCCAGAUUGCAUCAAUCUUCUACCAUUGCAUCAUAUGCAACACUUCGAAGGGAUAGGUCCAAGGAGAGACCAAAGAGUGCCUUGGAACGUUUAUACUCUGGAGACCACCAAAGAGGCAAGAUGAGUGCAGAGGAACAACUAGAAAGAAUGAAGCGACAUCAGAAGGCAUUAGUUCGUGAACGCCAGAGAACUCUUAGCCAAGGAGAAAGGCAGUCUGUUUCAUCUCGGUCUUUCAUCAGGCCCAUUUCUGCAGACGUAGGCUCAUGGAAACGGGAGCAAGAAUUUGAUUUGCAGUUACUUGAGAGAGCAAUUCGUGGAGAAGACAAGAAUGAAAAUGAAUGGUUAAAAGUUCAGGCGGUAGCAGUGACAGAGACAGACCUGGAGCCUCAAGACUAUGAUUUUGAUAUCAGCAGAGAGUUGUCAAAACCUGAGAAGGUUGCAAUUCCAGAACGCUAUGUUGAACUGGAGCCAGAAGAGCCUCUUUCUACAGAAGAACUGGCAGCAAGGCAGCGUAAAGCAGAGAAGAUAAAGAAUAUUCUUACUAAAUCAAGUAUGCACAAUCUCCAGCCUACUGUUGCCCAGGACAAACACAACUCGGUUGAUUUAGAUUCACAGCUGCAAGAGCAGGAGCGCAUCAUUACCAUAUCAUACGCUUUGGCUUCUGAAGCCUCUCAGAGGAGCAAGGAGGUAGCAGCCAAGGCAGUAAGCGAACACUGACAUAAGACUCAAAGCGAAUCCCACCUAGAGAUGCCGAAUGGAAGAAGAGGAUAAUUCGUUAACAGCUGUCUGUGAAGGUGCUCGCCGGCUGAUGACGUGUUCUUCUGGAAAUACAUUCAGAGAAUAAUAGGGGGAUUUUCUAUGAAAAUGAAGAGAAUUGCAGAUCAUUUUAUUUUGACUUCAGUUUAGUUCAGACUUUUUAUAUGAAUAAAUGGCACUUUUAAUAAACUCUGUAAAAUACUGACAAUGUAUUUUUAGAACAUUAUAUUUUAAAUUUUUUUUUUUCAAUCAAGGGCUGAAUUCAUUUUAAGAGAAACGACUUGCACAGAUGUUAAAAGACGCUGUUACUUCCCCCUCAGGCUCAGAUGCACAAUGUAAAGUUUCAUGAAAAAAUGUAAAUUUGAACAAAAUAGAAGAACAUUCCUAGGGUAUGGGUAGAGCUAUCACAAGUGAGAAGUUUGCCAAAAGGUGUUUUGGAUUGAGUAUUUUUGUAUCGUUAAUAACCCACCCUUUUGCCUGUUGAAUAAUACAUUUCAAGGAACUAUUAGCUUGAAUUUCUAAAUAUCGGUAACCACUGUUUAGCUGAAAUUUUCCACAAAAGCCAUAAGGAAAGCCAGUUUUAACUCCCGUUUCCUUUUUUGGUUCCACGUGAUUAAUGUGCUGGUAUCAAUACACAGUAUGUUAGGUUGCUCUUGACAGUAGUGCUGCCCCUCAGUAACACCCAGCUAACAAAUCCUAUUUUUUGAAAGUUGAGAUGCGGAAGAAGAAAACUUUUAAUGAAAAUACGUGAACUAAGCAAUAAAAUAUAAUAGCAUGUGUCAUUUUACUAGUAAAUAUGUCUUUUUCUUUUGAUUUUUUUUCAAUAAACAUUAUGGUAUGAUGUAUUGACUAGUAUUUAUCCUGCAAACAGCAAAACUAAUGUAAUGUGGCACCUGCUAAUUCCCUGUGUAUGUUCACAUGGAACUUAACUUUGCCAAACUUUGAAGUUCAGUGUUUUACUUACAGGGCAAAGGGCGAAGUAGUGACAUAGGAGAAAAUGAGAUUAAAUUAAUUGCUGCAACCACUUUACUUGAAAAAAAAUGUAUAUGCAUUGAAUGCAAGACAUGAAAUAAUUUCCCAAUAUUACGUAAUUAGUAGUUGAGUUCAGCUCUGGAUGAGAGAUGACUGAGAACUACUUCUGCAGUAUUUUGUGACAACAAUAACUUGUUUAUUUGUUGUAUUCAAGUAAUAGCUACAAAACCCUUGAAAUUGAUUGAACUUCAAGUUUCCGACUUUAAAACAAAUCAUAUAUUAACACUAUACUCAGAAAUAUUCCUGAAAGUAUGUAUUUAGCUAAUGCCAUCUAUUUUACCUCAAUACUGCCAGUAUCAACUUCAAAACCUUUGCCAAAAUGAUGAUUUAUUUUUGCCUUUAUAAAAAGUUUUGAAAGCAUAAAUGAAUAUUUUGCAAGAAAACAUUAAUUUAAAUAAAAUGUAACAGUUUGGAAAAUGGUAUAUAUUAAAAUAUUAACGUAACUGCCUCCUA
Molecule: messenger RNA, 5651 nt
Organism: Columba livia (rock pigeon)
Lineage: Eukaryota; Metazoa; Chordata; Aves; Columbiformes; Columbidae
Gene: PLEKHA7
Product: pleckstrin homology domain containing A7
Exons: 29
Coding region: 117-4127 (1336 amino acids)
Biological process (GO): cell-cell adhesion mediated by cadherin; pore complex assembly; epithelial cell-cell adhesion
Cellular component (GO): zonula adherens; pore complex
Molecular function (GO): protein binding
Source: RefSeq, a predicted model, not a curated record